AAAAUACACUUAGGUUCGAGUUCGACGAAAAAGUUUUGCUGCCUGCUGUACGCUGCGUAUAUGACUGUGUGUAAAUAGCACAUAUUUCGCCCGAGUUUUUGUAUAGUAUGAAUAUCAGCGAGUAAAAGCACGAAAUUUGCAAUUCAACGUGAAUCAAUAAUAAAAUCUAGUUAAUGAUACAAAAAUUUACGUGAUAUCUUGUGGUUUUGCUCUCAGCCGAAGAAUACUGGAUAUAGGAAUAAAUUGAAAAACAUAUCGCAACACAAGACAGUGAAUUAAUUAUUUUUUGCAAUAUUAACUGCUUAUGAGCAAUGAUGAUAAUAGUAGUUAAUUGAAUGUUAACCUCCGUCAUAGAAAACUUAUGAAAUAAAAUAAUCUUGGGUUAUCUACAGGUAGUGGUUGAUGAAAAGCCACUAAAUAUUGAAAUUUUUCCAUCAUACCAAUCAUACCUAGCAAGCAUAAAAUAAGAUAAUCUUGAAAAAUGGAUAACGAAGGUGCAGGUUUAAAGAAAAUCAGAGCCAAGCUCGAUUAUUGGCUGAGAAAUGGACAAUAUUAUCAAGCUCAUCAGAUGUACAGAACAGUUUAUUUUCGAUAUAUUAGGCAAAAAAGGUAUUUAGAGCUUUUAAAAUUACUACAUCAUGGAUGUGAAAGACUUCUGUGUGAAAGACAAUGGGCCAGUGGUACAGAUUUAGGCAUUUUGUAUAUUGAUGUUUUGAAACAUGGGAACAUAAAACCAAAUGUUUAUUACUUUAAAAUAAUAUCGAAUCUAUUUCGCAUGAUGGAGCCUUCUACAGCUGAAAGAGAAACAUAUGUACAGAAGUGUUUGCAGUGGAGUUCAACUGGUAACAAUUAUAAGAAUGGUCAUCCAUAUUUUCACAGAGAACUUGCUAGGAUUUAUUGGGAUCAGAAAAAUUUUUCCCUAGCCAAGCAACAUUUCAUGCAAACCAAAGAUGGCGAAAGUUUGGCUUUAAUGUUAAUUGAACUUCAGAUUGAACAUGGAUAUUCAUAUGAACUUGACAUCUUCGUAGCUCAAAUUGUGCUGCAGUGUCUUUGCUUACAAAAUAAAGUAGCAGCAAUUGAAGUAUUCAGUACAUAUGUUAAUGAACAUCCGCAAAUACAGAACGGACCGCCAUUUAUUUUACCAUUACUUAAUUUUAUAUAUUUUCUAUUGAAAUCUAUUGAAACAAAAAAAUUAUCAGUGUUUACAUUUUUAUGUGAACAAUAUAAAUCAUGUUUAUCAAGAGACCAAUCAUUCAGUGAAUAUCUUGAAAAAAUAGGUCAAAUAUACUUUGGUAUGAAAACUGCGAAUCCUAACAGAAGAGGAUUGUUAGGAUCAUUUAUACAAUCAAUAUUCAAUGGCUUAGAAGAAGAUGAUCUUGAUGAUAAAUAAAAUAACAUUGAGUGUCUAAAUAAUAAUUGUAAAUAAAAAAUCACUAAAAAGAAUGAUCUUUUUUUUAAAUCCUACAAACAAAGAUCUAUUGAAUUAAAAAUUUUACUAUUAAUUUACAAAGAUGCAAAAGAGACUAUAAGCAAAUUAACAGUGUUAAUUUAAAUCAUGUGUAAUUAACUUUUCUUUUUCCUUAAAAUAAAACAAACUUAAAAUUU
Molecule: messenger RNA, 1605 nt
Organism: Trichogramma pretiosum
Lineage: Eukaryota; Metazoa; Arthropoda; Insecta; Hymenoptera; Trichogrammatidae
Product: Golgi to ER traffic protein 4 homolog
Exons: 2
Coding region: 482-1390 (302 amino acids)
Biological process (GO): protein insertion into ER membrane
Cellular component (GO): cytosol; BAT3 complex
Molecular function (GO): protein binding
Source: RefSeq, a predicted model, not a curated record